Molecule: messenger RNA, 3337 nt
Organism: Nomascus leucogenys (northern white-cheeked gibbon)
Lineage: Eukaryota; Metazoa; Chordata; Mammalia; Primates; Hylobatidae
Gene: GLE1
Product: GLE1 RNA export mediator
Biological process (GO): poly(A)+ mRNA export from nucleus; regulation of translational termination; regulation of translational initiation
Cellular component (GO): cytoplasm; nuclear pore cytoplasmic filaments; nuclear pore
Molecular function (GO): phospholipid binding; translation initiation factor binding; inositol hexakisphosphate binding
Source: RefSeq, a predicted model, not a curated record
GCUGUACUGCCCUUGCGCCCCGGAAGCGGAAGCCUGUGGGGCCUUCCCGGCGGCUGAUUCGAGGGCUUGUUUGGUCAGAAGCGGGGCCUCAGGGAAGCUGCCCCUUAGCCAGCCAUGCCGUCUGAGGGUCGCUGCUGGGAGACCUUGCAGGCUCUACGCAGUUCCGACAAAGGUCGCCUUUGCUACUACCGCGACUCGCUGCUGCGGAGCGAGGAUGUUUUAGAAGAAUGUAUGUCUCUUCCCAAGCUAUCUUCUUAUUCUGGAUGGGUGGUAGAGCACGUCCUACCCCAUAUGCAGGAGAACCAACCUCUCUCUGAGACUUCGCCAUCCUCUACAUCAGCUUCAGCCCUAGACCAACCCUCAUUUGUUCCCAAAUCUCCUGACACAAGCUCUGCCUUUUCCCCAGCCUCCCCUGCAACACCAAAUGGAACCAAGGGCAAAGAUGAGUCCCAGCACACAGAAUCUAUGGUACUUCAGUCCUCACGGGGGAUCAAAGUGGAAGGCUGCAUCCGAAUGUACGAACUGGUACACAGAAUGAAAGGAACAGAGGGCCUGAGGCAAUGGCAGGAGGAGCAGGAGAGGAAGGUGCGAGCCCUCUCGGAGAUGGCAUCUGAACAACUGAAGCGGUUUGAUGAAUGGAAGGAACUGAAGCAGCAUAAAGAGUUCCAGGACUUGCGGGAAGUAAUGGAGAAGAGCUCCAGAGAAGCCUUGGGACACCAAGAGAAGCUAAAAGCUGAGCACCGUCACAGAGCAAAGAUUCUCAACCUGAAGCUGCGGGAGGCAGAGCAGCAGCGUGUGAAGCAAGCGGAACAGGAGCGGCUUCGGAAGGAAGAAGGCCAGGUCCGCCUGCGGGCCCUCUAUGCUCUGCAGGAGGAGAUGCUGCAGCUUAGCCAGCAGCUGGAUGCCUCUGAGCAGCACAAAGGUCUGCUUAAGGUCGACCUGGCUGCCUUCCAGACCCGAGGCAACCAGCUGUGCAGCCUCAUCUCAGGGAUCAUCCGGUCCUCUUCAGAGAGCGGCUAUCCUACAGCAGAGAGCCAAGCUGAGGCUGAGCGAGCUCUGCAGGAAAUGCGGGACCUCCUGAUGAACUUGGGGCAGGAGAUCACCAGAGCCUGUGAAGACAAGAGGAGGCAGGAUGAAGAGGAGGCCCAGGUAAAGCUGCAAGAGGCACAGAUGCAGCAGGGACCAGAGGCCCACAAAGAGCCCCCAGCUCCCAGCCAGGGCCCAGGAGGGAAACAGAAUGAAGACCUCCAGGUGAAGGUACAAGACAUUACAAUGCAGUGGUACCAGCAGCUGCAGGAUGCUUCCAUGCAGUGUGUGUUGACCUUUGAGGGCCUGACCAACAGUAAGGACAGUCAGGCCAAAAAGAUAAAGAUGGACCUCCAGAAGGCUGCUACCAUCCCAGUGAGCCAAAUCUCUACCAUUGCAGGCUCAAAACUGAAGGAGAUCUUUGACAAGAUCCACAGCCUGCUCUCUGGAAAACCUGUUCAAUCUGGUGGGCGCUCUGUGUCUGUCACACUUAACCCACAGGGGCUGGACUUUGUUCAAUACAAACUGGCAGAGAAAUUUGUGAAACAAGGCGAGGAGGAAGUGGCCUCUCACCAUGAAGCAGCAUUCCCCAUCGCAGUUGUGGCGUCUGGGAUCUGGGAGCUCCACCCCAGAGUGGGCGACCUCAUUCUUGCUCAUCUACAUAAGAAGUGUCCUUACUCUGUUCCUUUCUAUCCCACUUUCAAGGAGGGAAUGGCUUUGGAAGACUAUCAGAGGAUGCUUGGCUACCAAGUAAAGGAUUCCAAAGUGGAGCAGCAAGACAACUUUCUAAAACGCAUGUCAGGGAUGAUCCGUCUGUAUGCUGCCAUCAUCCAGCUCCGGUGGCCAUAUGGAAACCGACAGGAGAUUCACCCUCAUGGCUUAAAUCAUGGAUGGCGCUGGUUGGCACAGAUCUUAAACAUGGAGCCCUUGUCAGAUGUGACAGCCACCCUCCUCUUUGACUUCCUAGAGGUGUGUGGGAAUGCCCUCAUGAAGCAAUACCAGGUUCAGUUCUGGAAGAUGCUAAUUCUCAUCAAAGAGGACUACUUUCCCAGAAUUGAAGCUAUCACAAGUUCAGGACAGAUGGGUUCCUUCAUACGCCUCAAGCAGUUCUUGGAGAAAUGUUUGCAACACAAGGACAUUCCUCUCCCCAAGGGCUUUCUGACUUCCUCCUUCUGGCGCUCCUGAUGUCACUCCAUCAUCCACCAUCACCAUUAUGCUGCAAAGAGGCAAUAAUAAAGGAACUGAAGACAGCUGUAUUUGGGAGAAGUCAUGUCAGAUUCAGAAAUGUGCCAUUAUGUAUUUUUAUGUAUUUAUACCUUGUGACUAGGAGAGGAGAUUUUCAUGCAUCACAAAUUUCUUGGAGGUCCCUUAGUAGAUUUGGUAGUUCCUUAAGAGAUCCACAUGAUAAAAUAAAUGGAAUUGGCCUUUCUUGUUUUUUGCAAAAGUGAUAAAAGGUGUUUAGCACUUGGUCUCCUCCCUUGUCUCUAGUGUCUUUCAGAAAGUUGGCAAUACCUUAACAAAUGCACUCUGAGCUGGACGGGGCCCACCAUUUGCACCCACCUACCCACCCUCCCCCCUGUUCAGAUGAAUUUCCAGAAAGAGCUAAGGCUCAUAAGGUUCCCUUUUAAGUAUUAUUUAAUAGUUGAGGCCAGAUACUUACAUGCAAGUCUGGGUUAUGGUUGUUUUGCCUUUCUCAGCUUGUGAAGUCAUUCUAAAGCCAAAGGAAGUAUGUGAUAUACACAUGGACCAAGGACCAGAUGACACUAUGGCUAGAUUAGCAUCUGGGAUUAGGACUGGAAACACAUGUCAUAUUGAACCAAGGGGUACUCUUUGUCGUCCUAAUUUGGAAUUUGGUCCCUGGAUGGCUAGGGAUCCAUGAACCAGGCAGGUACCUUUUUUGUUUUUGUUUUUGUUUUGUUUUGUUUCUUUUCUGUUUGAAUUAAGAUGGACUAAGAUGGGGCUUGCAACAUUAAACACGAGCUGAGCAUCCAUAAGCAUUGAAUUGGGAUUAAAUAAAGAUGUUGGGCAGGAACUGAACACUGCUAAUAUGAUGAUAAAUAUGCCUGACUAAAGCCACUACAGAAAUCCAGAGAUUGGCUGUUAAAAUUUGUUUCGUGGAAAGACUAAUUCUCUUUGAUACGGCAGAGGCAGUGACCAUGGAUCUGUUCCUCUGUGCUGUCUUGUGCCAGGGUGUGUUUGUGGGGGAGUGUUCACUGGUACUCUUGAGUGGCCUGAAGUGACCCAUUCUAUGAAUUGUUAAUUAAGGUGCCAAAAAAAAUAAAUAAUAAAGCUUGGUUUUUUAAAAAACCCA